Molecule: messenger RNA, 1677 nt
Organism: Ipomoea triloba (trilobed morning glory)
Lineage: Eukaryota; Viridiplantae; Streptophyta; Magnoliopsida; Solanales; Convolvulaceae
Product: aminotransferase ALD1, chloroplastic
Exons: 10
Coding region: 22-1341 (439 amino acids)
Biological process (GO): systemic acquired resistance, salicylic acid mediated signaling pathway; L-pipecolic acid biosynthetic process
Cellular component (GO): chloroplast
Molecular function (GO): L-lysine:pyruvate alpha-transaminase activity; pyridoxal phosphate binding
Source: RefSeq, a predicted model, not a curated record
GCAGAUAGAACCAAACCAUUCAUGAUGAUGGCUCAACUACACAUGAUGAUUCUCAAGGAGCCCAUGAUGAGUAGUCCUCCCAGUUUCAAAGUGCACAAGGAAAGUUUUGUGACUGCUUAUCGCACGAAAGUAGCUCGGAAUGCAAACCUGGAAAAGCUACGAACUAAUUAUCUAUUUCCUGAGAUAUGUGAACGGGAGCUUCAACACAUAAACAAGUAUCCAAAUGCGAAGGUUAUAAGGCUUGGGGUUGGAGACACAACAGAGCCCAUACCUUCACCUGUAACUUUAAGCAUGGCUACUUAUGCUCUUGGGCUUUCCACUCCUGAGGGGUAUAGAGGAUAUGGGCUUGAACAGGGAAACAAGGAAUUAAGAAAAGCACUUGCAGAAACAUUUUACAAAGACAUGGGAAUAAAAGAUACAGAGGUAUUUGUAUCAGAUGGUGCACAAGCUGACAUUACUAGAAUUCAGCUGCUUCUGGGAUCCGAUGUGUCUGUUGCUGUCCAGGACCCGUCUUUUCCAGCUUAUAUUGAUUCGAGUGUAAUCCUGGGCCAGAGUGGUGAUCUCGAGGGCAAUUCAGGGCGGUAUCAGAAUCUUGAAUACAUGAAAUGCGACUCUCAGAAUAACUUCUUCCCUGAUCUGUCAAAAACACCGAGAACAGAUGUUAUCUUCUUCUGCUCCCCGAACAACCCCACAGGCCAUGCGGCCACGAGGGAGCAGUUGCAGCAACUAGUGGACUUUGCCCGAGAAAAUGGAUCAAUCAUUGUUUAUGAUGCUGCCUAUGCUGCUUACAUUUCAGACUCGAGUCCCAAAUCAAUAUACGAAAUUCCCGGUGCCAGAAAGGUUGCCAUAGAAGUUUCCUCGUUCUCCAAGUUUGCGGGCUUCACUGGUGUCCGUCUUGGCUGGAGCGUUGUGCCUGAUGAGCUCACCUACGCUGAUGGCUCUCCCGUUAUAAACGAUUUCAAUCGUAUUGUCUGCACCUGCUUCAAUGGCGCUUCCAGUGUAGUUCAGGCUGGCGGGCUAACCUGUCUAAGCACAGAGGGAUUCAAGAAAGUGAAAUCAGUGGUCGACUACUACAAGGAGAAUGCAAAUAUUCUGGUCGAGACUUUCACUUCAUUAGGAUUGAAUGUCUGUGGUGGUAGAAAUGCGCCCUACGUUUGGGUACAUUUUCCGGGUUCAAGGUCAUGGGAUGUGUUCAACGAGAUUCUUGAAAAGACACACAUACUUACAGUUCCUGGAACAGGUUUUGGCCCCGGUGGAGAAGAGUACAUAAGAGUUUCUGCUUUUGGACACAGACAGAACAUCAUCGAAGCAUCAAAAAGGCUCGAGGGCCUUCUAUCAUGAUCAGCAAUUCAGCAAUCAUUCUAUCAAAGAUCUCAGAUUUAUUUUGUUCACUAUCAUAUUAAACUAAAGAAUAAAAGUGUAUCAUGACUAAUAGAAUAAACUUUUAGUCGUAACAGAACACAAACUUCAACAACUCUCCCAACUCUACCUAGUUAGUAGUCCAAACCCCUUCAUAGACUUAAACACGAGGAACAAACUUUUCAUGUAUGUAUCAUCAUUUCGACGCCAACAACAAAUGUCACCUUACAAGCCAUUUAGAGAAAGAUGGAAAUGUAAAGACAGAUAAAUAAGCUGUUCAGUAUAUUUUAUAUAUAGAGGAUAAGUAUUUGGGCUGCU